Helianthus annuus (common sunflower) is the source of this 1678-nucleotide messenger RNA. Its product is annotated as inositol-tetrakisphosphate 1-kinase 1. The record is from RefSeq and is a predicted model, not a curated record. NCBI's taxonomy places the organism in Eukaryota, Viridiplantae, Streptophyta, Magnoliopsida, Asterales, Asteraceae. The transcript has a single exon. Bases 229 to 1299 code for a protein of 356 amino acids. Gene Ontology annotation, biological process: inositol trisphosphate metabolic process. Gene Ontology annotation, molecular function: inositol-1,3,4-trisphosphate 5-kinase activity; ATP binding; magnesium ion binding. Gene Ontology annotation, cellular component: cytoplasm.
AACCCUAUAUAUACUAUACAUACACUCCCUUCACCCAACCACAGUCUCGUUAACUCCGAAGAAUCUCACCGGCGUUUCUAUUAUCAUUUCAUAUGUUUUUUUCAUAGGCUCUUUUUCAUAUUCAAAUCCUGUAACCUAUCCCUGUUCUUCUGAACCCCUCUGUUGUUAUCGUUGUUUCUAUUGCGUUCAUGUAAUCAAAUAAUAAAUUUGAACACAGAAACUAUUGAGAUGACGACGAAGCGAUUCAGUAUCGGUUACGCGUUGCUACUGAAGAAACAGAAGAGUUUUAUCCAAGAUUCUCUGGUGAAUUUAGCGAAAUCACGGGGUAUCGAUCUCGUUAAAAUCGACACCGAGAAGCCGUUAGUGGAUCAAGGCCCAUUCGAUUGCGUGCUCCACAAGUUAUACGGUGAAGAAUGGAGAAAACAGCUUCAAGAUUACUUAAUUCUCAACCCUAACGCGAUUGUAGUCGAUUUUCCGGAAGCAAUCGAACGGUUACACAAUCGGAUUUCGAUGCUGGAUGUAGUAUCAGAAAUUGAAGAAUUGGAUAAUGAUUUGAGAGACGGUGAAACGGCGUCGUUUGGGAUACCGAAGCAGGUUGUGGUAUACGAGCCGGAGAAGUUGAGUAUUAAUGAAACGGCGUCGUUUGGUGAGGGUUUGAACUUGAAGUUUCCGGUGAUUGCGAAACCGUUGGUGGCUGACGGUAGUGCGAAAUCGCAUAAGAUGUUGUUGGUAUUUAGUAAUGAGGGUUUCGAGAAGCUGAAAAGCCCUACUGUUGUGCAGGAGUUUGUGAAUCAUGGUGGGGUGAUUUUUAAGGUGUAUGUGGUUGGGAAGUAUGUCAAAUGUGUGAAGCGGAAGUCGUUGCCGGAUAUCGAUGAGGAGAAGUUAGAUUGUUUGGGUGGUUCGUUGUCGUUUUCGCAGGUGUCGAAUUUGACUUCGGAUGAGAGGAAUGAUGAUAGGUAUUAUAAGAUGUUGGAUUUGGAGGACGCGGCAAUGCCGCCGAUGAGUUUGAUUGUUAAUAUUGCGCGCGGGUUGCGAAAGGCGAUGAAGCUGCAUUUGUUUAACUUUGAUGUUAUUCGGGACACCAAGGUUGGGAAUCGGUACCUUGUUAUUGAUAUUAACUACUUUCCAGGGUAUGCUAAGAUGCCCGGGUAUGAAUCUGUGAUGACGGAUUUCUUUUGGGAUGUUUUGAACAAGAAAGAAGCGAGAUUGUUCAACUGCGAAAAAGAGGUAAUGAAGUUGGUGGAUAGCAACGGUGAAUGUGGUGAGGAUACAGAGUCUCAUAAUGUUUCUUCUGCUUAGAGGAAAGGCGGAUAUGAAGGGGUACCCGAAGGGGUGUGGUAAUGCGUGUGGAGGUCGAAGACGGAGGUCGGUUUUGAUAAACUGAAAGCAGGUUCUGGAUAGUUGGUCAAAGGGAGCUGUUGCUGUGGGCAUUUGGUUUUAGAUAGUUGUUAGUACAGGGUUAUGAAUAGGACUCUUUACUUUCACUUUCGACGCCCUGUGACGUUUGCAUUGGAGACAGGUAAUUUUAAAUUUCUCCUAAAGUUUGUAGGAAGGUUAAGUUUCUCUUUACAGGGCAUGUUAGGGAACUUUUAUAUCAUUCGCUACUUUACAUCGACUGCUUGGCAGCUUGAUCAAUGAAUUUUUGCCUUUUGAUGAUGAUAAAUUGGUGUUUCUAUUA